Messenger RNA from Astyanax mexicanus (Mexican tetra), 4651 nucleotides. RefSeq names its product ddb1 and cul4 associated factor 6 (gene dcaf6). Gene Ontology annotation, cellular component: cytoplasm; Cul4-RING E3 ubiquitin ligase complex. Lineage: Eukaryota; Metazoa; Chordata; Actinopteri; Characiformes; Acestrorhamphidae. Gene Ontology annotation, molecular function: protein binding. The transcript has 21 exons. Gene Ontology annotation, biological process: positive regulation of transcription by RNA polymerase II. The record is from RefSeq and is a predicted model, not a curated record. The coding region runs from base 408 to 3416 and encodes 1002 amino acids.
UGCUGCGUGUGGCGCUGCGCAUAGUUGAUGGUCUUCAGAGCGCACUGGUGGUUUACAGUGAGAGCAGCUCGAGUUUCAGGGGCUCAGGGGAAAGGAUUCUGGAGAAGCAGCUGGGCUUAACUACAGACAUAUAUCCCUGUUUUUUUUUAUUUAUUUUAAACGUCGUAAUGAUUGUCCUGAAGGAGAAGUAGAGUAUCUCUCUGUGGUUUAUCUCCUGUGGAUGUUUAGUGCUGCGGAUUCAGUGCUGCAAAGAGGCGUUUGAACGGGACAUUAACACUGGGUCGAUUAAGGUGGAUUCAUCAUCAUCAUCCUUCCUUUCUCCCCUCUUUCUCUCUCCCCCUGUCUCUUUAUCUCUUUCUCAAUGCUGCUGGUCUUAAAAGAAGGGCUCUGAGAGCUGACUAAUAAUAAUGUCCUGCCCUGGAAACUUGAUUUGGGAUGUAAGGAAGCGCGCAAUCGGCUACAACGACCCCAACGCUGUCAGAGCCAACUAUUUAGGCAGGAGAGAAUUUGUGCAGCGUCUGAAGCUUGAGGCCAUACUAAAUGUGCACGAUGGCUGUGUUAACACAAUAUCCUGGAAUGACACUGGAGAAUACAUCUUAUCAGGAUCUGAUGACACCAAUUUGGUUAUCACAAACCCAUACAACAGGAAGGUUAAAACAACUAUUCGUUCGGGUCACCGGGCCAACAUCUUCAGCGCAAAAUUCAUGCCCCUCACCAACGAUCAGCAGAUUGUGUCCUGCUCAGGAGACGGCAUCAUCUACUACACUCACACGGAAAAAAGCGCAGACAUCAACAGGCAGUGCCAGUUCACCUGCCACUAUGGAACUGCUUAUGAGAUAAUGACGGUUCCAAAUGACCCCUACACCUUCUUAUCCUGUGGUGAGGAUGGCACAGUUCGGUGGUUCGAUCUGCGCAUGAAGACUAGCUGCACAAAAGAAGACUGUAAAGAUGAUAUUUUGAUUAACUGCCGGAGAGCUGCUACCUCGAUAUCCAUUUCUCCUCUGGUGCCCUAUUACCUUGCUGUGGGAUGUUCUGACAGCUCAGUUCGAAUCUACGACAGACGAAUGCUUGGCACAAGAGCUACGGGUAAUUACAUGGGCAGAGGGACGACAGGCAUGUGUGUACGAUUUGUCCCUGCCCACUUGUCCAACAAGUCGUGUCGCGUGACAUCAUUAUGCUACAGUGGAGAUGGACAGGAGGUCCUGGUCAGCUACUCCUCUGACUACAUCUACCUGUUUGACCCCAAGGAUGACCAGGCCCGAGAGCUCAAGGGUCCGUCUGAGGAGAGGAGGGAGGAGCUGAGGCAGCCGCCGGUCAAGCGGUUGCGUCUGAGGGGAGACUGGUCAGACACGGGACCCCGUGCCCGCCCUGAGAGCGAGAGAGAACGAGAUGGAGAACAGAGCCCCAACGUGUCUCUCAUGCAGAGGAUGUCGGACAUGCUGUCGCGUUGGUUUGAGGAGGCCAGCGAGGCCCAGAGCAGCAGAGCUCGUCCACAGACUCGGCCCAGAGGUACUGCAGCUCGGCCAGAGGGGUCUGCCGAAGCCUCCGAGAUCCCCUCUCAGGAGCCUUUGGGGGCUGAGGGCCCCAUGGAAAUGGAAGCAGUUGCCCCUGAAGCUCCCAGCACACCUGCCUCAGCUCCAGCCACUGCAGAGCCCCUCCCCAAAUCCAUCUCCUCCUCCUCUUCUUCCUCAGGUUCUUCUUCCACUGUGACAGCCCCGCCCCCUUCCAGCUCCUCCUCACUGGAGAGCGCCGCCUCUUCCUCUUCUCUGGUCUCUUCUCCAGACUCUGAGCAAAAGAGCCAGGCUGAGGUCACGCCCACUGGCUCGGCCACACCCACCCCCUCCACAGAGGCUGUGUUGUCUGAAUAUGGCCCCCACAGGUUGCCGGUAAGUUUAGUGUGUAGGCGUUUGCAGAGGCUGCUGCUCUUGGCUGACCCCCCCGGGCAGGGUCAGCGGCCAGCCUCUCGAGCCUCCAGAGCCCCCGGGGCCUCCAGCUCAGAAAGCCCAGCCCAGGGGUCUGCUGCAGAGACCAGCGCCCCAACAGAUUCCCCCUCAUCUGUGGUAAACAAGCAGCUCGGAUCCAUGACUCUGGAUGAGCAGCAGGGAAGCACUGAAGCAUCAGGGAACGUAUGCAGUGAUAUGCAAAAAACUCUCAGCGAGGCGUGUGCUGUGGCUGGAGAAUUGGCCUCGUCUCCAGCAGCCCCAGCGACCCCCAGUGGCUCAGGCAGCAGCGGGAGCGGAGGAGGAGGAGGAGGAGGAGGAGGAGGAGGAGGAGGAGGUUCAUGUCCCAUUCGCACGGCUCCAACGUCCAGCACAGCUGAACCCGUCCUCAGCCUGCACUACAGCACUGAGGGUACCACCACCAGCACCAUCAAACUGGACUUCACUGAUGAGUGGAGUACUCCAGGGUCUGGUUCCAGAGUGAGUGGAGGAGGACAGAAACCUGUUGAGACUUUAGAGAGCCAAGAACCUGCAGAAAGGAGCCCAGAGCAGGUAUUAGCAGGGCCGGUAGCAGCCGGCAGGCCUGCGACAGUCCCAGAAGAGAGUGAGAGUGCAGACAGCAGCACAGAAAAAGCCUCCGGCAGCUCUGAGGGCAGCACACCUCUGCAAGGUCCCGCCACAGGGGGCCUUUCUUCAGGGGCUGCGGAGAGUCCGGCUGGCCAAGAUGAUCUGCCAGCAGCAGGUUCAGUGUCAACCGAGGGGAGCAGGAGGACGGACGCAGCCAGGGAGGGUACUCAGGGGCCCGCACAACCCUCCCGCAGUCACCAAGACUCAGACGACAGCGAUGACGAUCCAAUCCUCAUCCCCUCAGCCAGGUACAGAGGAGCUCAGGGACAGAGAUUUAAUUUCAGAGGUUCUUCAGUAGGUGAAAGGAUGAUCAGGCGCUCGGCAGCAGCUCGCAUCCAGGAGCUGUUCCGCAGAAGGAAGGAGAGGCGUGAGAUGGAGGAGAGCGAGACGCAGAACAUCAGAAGACCUUUAGUCAAAAUGAUGUACAAGGGCCACCGUAACUCCAGGACAAUGAUAAAGGAGUCGUGCUUCUGGGGGAAUAACUUUGUCAUGAGUGGCUCAGACUGCGGCCACAUCUUCAUCUGGGACAGGCACACGGGAGAACACUUGAUGCUGCUGGAGGCUGACAAUCAUGUGGUCAACUGCUUACAACCUCACCCUUACGAUCCCAUUCUUGCUUCAUCCGGCAUCGAUUAUGACAUCAAACUCUGGUCACCACUGGAGCAGUCCCCAUCGUUUAACAGAGACCUUGCUGAAGAGGUGAUCGCUCGUAAUGAACUGAUGCUGGAAGAGACAAGGAACACCAUUACUGUACCUGCAUCCUUUAUGCUACGAAUGCUGGCAUCACUCAAUCACAUACGAACAGAUCGCUCUGAGGGCUCCGGACAGGAGAACGAGGAUGAACAGUAGCCCUGCUGUGACGCCCAUCCCCAAUAAGCUGUUUCUUUUGCUUUGAAACAGUUAAAUAUCUGCAAUUUGUACAGAUUAUUGUGUAGAAUAUCCCCUUGUUAGAUCCAUUUUUAGUACUCUUUUAAAAAAAGAAAAAAAAGAAAAAAAAAUACAAAACAGCUUUCCUACUGAUUUACUCCAAACACGAGUAAAAGGCAUCUGGGAGGGAAAAUGAAAAACAAAAAUGAAAACAGGGGCAAUAUAUAAAUAUAUAAACAUAUAUAUAUAUAUAUAUAUAUUAAAAUAUAUUUAAAAAUGAAAAUGUGGGAAGAGGAAUGUAGGUGACAGGUGCUUCAGAGAAUAUUUAAGUGCAAUAUUUUUGUUGCGCAAAUGGUUGAGCUUGUGUUGUGUGCGUGCGCGUGUGUUAGUUUUUCUUUCUUUUUUUUUGUAGCAUUGUAUCACUAAAUACUUCAAAUGUUUGUGCACAUGGAGUAUGCAUGUCAAGACAUGAAAUCAUGCUUUACGUUUUCGUUGCUGAAAACGAUUCAGAUUUUCAGUUUUUCAUCUGUACUCAGUGUGUGGUUUGUGUAAAGACAGACUGGCAUUUUCUAUCUUGCGAAUUCUCCUUUUGUUCUUCCAGGAGUGACCUGUUUGUUUGGAAUCAGAAAUUAACUGCCUUGUCUACAGAGCACAAGUACGAUCUAUAGGGUUUGGAAUCUGAAUGUCGGACAUGGCUGUAGUAAAGCGCACUGCGUGUGUAAAAUGAAGCGGGUCUGAGUGCAGCAGUUGCUUUUGUUUAAUCGGUGUGGCUCACUGCUAUCAGCUGAAGUGGUUCUGCUUAAGGAGAGCUGGCAGUGCAUUGUUUUGAAUGUUUCACUAACAGGACAGAUGGUAUUUGUUUUGGCAGCUGCUGGCCAGGGCACUCUGCUAAGUGGCCACUGACUAUAGGGAAGCCGAAAAAAUGGCUCUGCCUCAGCCCUUGUUCCCUGCGGUGGUUUACACCAGUCAUUUCACACCAUUCAGGAAUGUGAGCCGUCUCUUCCUCGUCCACCAGUUGUACCCUCACGAGAACUUCAGCUGUACACGAAGUAUAAAGGAGAGAAUGAGUAUUUAUGGUAAUGAAUGUGCUGUGAAAUAUGGACACUGAACGUAUUUUGAAAAGUACCUUUUAAAAGGAUUUAAUUAUUAUUACAUUUGAAAUGGAUAAGCAAAAUGUUUUUUUUGGAUCGCAAUAAACCAUUACAAGAAAUCCCCAA